Molecule: messenger RNA, 1428 nt
Organism: Hemibagrus wyckioides
Lineage: Eukaryota; Metazoa; Chordata; Actinopteri; Siluriformes; Bagridae
Gene: lg06h3orf38
Product: linkage group 06 C3orf38 homolog
Exons: 3
Coding region: 13-945 (310 amino acids)
Source: RefSeq, a predicted model, not a curated record
AAUUAACCGCGAAUGAAUGAGACAGUAAAUGACGUGAGAUGUUGCUCCAGGCUACCGUCGAACGUGAUCACUGCGAAAAUGGCUGUGAUGUCGAAAAAAGAGUCAGAUGGUUGCAGAAAACUUUUAAAACUAUUAUCAGAGGACGACUUGUUGGCCCUGAACGAUACAGUGACUAACCGGUUAAUCACCGCAGCGAGUUCCAGUGAGGCAAUUGAAGCUAUUAUAGCCUACUCUCAGAGCGCCGAAGAGCUUCUCAAAAGAAAAAAGGUCCAUCGGGAUGUUAUAUUUAAAUACCUCGCCGCAGAAAAAGUUCAUCUAAAUCCAAACAGUGACAAACAUCACCUGGUAAAGACGACUCUUGAAUUAUGGACAUCCGUCAGCGAGAACACAGUAAAGGUCUCCAAGACAGGUUCUAUAGAGCAGAAUAGAGAUGGUUUAGGACAGCUAGAAGCUUUGGGGAAGCAGUUUUGUCAGUGGUUCUUCCAGCUUCUAAACUCCCAGAGCCCUCAGGCCGCUCAGCAAUGCGGUACGAUUCAAGACUGGGGUCCACAGCACUUCUGGAGUGAUGCCAGGAUGCUGCUUCUCUCGCAAGCCCAGGUUCAGCAGAAAGACGAGUUCCUUGGAGCUGAGCUGGUGAGCCAGCGGCUUUUAGCCCUCGUCUGGGAGGAGGGGUUGCUCUUCUGCCCUAACCUGGAGCAGACAGGUCUGAAGUGUGUGUCUUCACCUCAUGGGCUGGUGGUGGUGGCAGUUGCUGGCACCAUUCAUCGAGAAAACGAUUGCCUUGGAGUUUUUGAGCAAGUGUUCGGGCUGAUUCGUGCUCCUCAGGACGACAAUCGCUGGAAGAUCAAAGCUGUUCACUUGAAAGUAAAGGGACACAUUGUUAAAGGGACAUUGCCAGCAGUGACCUAUGAUUCAGAAGAGCUGCUGCAGUUGUUCACUAAGUAAAACUGUUUAUGUUGGACUUUUUACACUGAAAAAAAAAGCACUUUAAAUGAUUGUACAUAUUUUAUCAUGGUUAACUUCUUUUAGUUUUCACUGUUUACAUACAGUGUGACAUUUUAAGAAUUCUGUUUAAAGAAAAACAUACAUUAAGACAGGUGUAAGGGUAAAGGGGCUAUGCAAAUUGGUUACCAGUUUCUGUUUAUCUUUGUGCUGUGAAACGUAUAAUCUGUCCCAUAUUUUCAGUCAUAGAGUUAAUCCAUACAGCAUAUAAUCAUCAAAGAUGCCUGAUGAUUAAAAUGCCUUUGGUGGUUGUAAAUGAUUUGCUUCAGGUUGCUAACCAGUGCUUGAAAUUUAGUGGCUUACUGAUUCAGUAUCUGUUCUUUGUCCACUCUUUAAAGACUAAAAUAACUUCAUUCAGAAUGGACAGGCCUUUGGCUUUCAUUUUGAGGCUUUUCAAUAAAAACACAGUAUUUGUUAAAACUUGUC